Molecule: messenger RNA, 3801 nt
Organism: Lutra lutra (Eurasian river otter)
Lineage: Eukaryota; Metazoa; Chordata; Mammalia; Carnivora; Mustelidae
Exons: 3
Coding region: 122-742 (206 amino acids)
Source: RefSeq, a predicted model, not a curated record
CUCUCUUCUGCCCUUUCACCUGGAGCUCUCACGGUCCAGCCUCCUGACAUCAGCCCUUAUUUUUAGGGAUGUUUUGAUAUGACAUGUUUAACACACGCUGCGAUCCAGGCAUUUGGACUGGAUGGCCAAAGGCCCUGGAGCUGAUUCACGAGGGCUUGCCUGGUGCAGGAGCACAAACAGGAAGGCGUUUGGAAAUCGCAGUGGACCAAAGUCCUUUCCCAGCCCCGACUGCACCGCAGGCGGUUCCUUCUGCCCUGAAGUAGUGAGCUUCCAGCAGCCGUGUGCUGGGAGUGCCGGGACAGGAGGACUCACUCAGACCAGGGGAUACCAGGCUUCUGGCUCAAGCCUCAGUGUCAGCAAACCCAGCAGAUGCCUCCAGAAAGGAUCUCAAGGCCUCAAUCACCCGCCUUCCUCAGUCCUUCAUGGAUGUGUCCAACCCCAUCAUCAGUCUGUCUUCUGUGAGUGUAAGAUUUUUAAUCCCACCCCAUCAGGAGCCCAUCUUCCCUCCUACCUCCUGCCGAUAUUAAUUUGGAAUGGGGCUGGGGAGCAGAUACGGAAAGGAAGGGAUUCCAGGGAGGCUGAGGAUGGAAAUGCAGACUGGGAUGAUGGAGAAGGAGGCCAAAGACAGACUUUGCCUAUGUUAAGGAUUCAGCUGUGUACUCCCCCACAAAGAUACAUGAAGUCCUACCCACCAGGGCCUGUGAACGUGACCUCAUUUGGGGUAGGGAUUUUGCAGUUGUGAUCAAGUUCAGAUGAAGUCAUCAGGGUGGGCCAUACUCCGGUUUGAUGGGACCCUUCCAGGAAGAGGAGGGAGAAGAAGGCUCCAUGGAGAGGGGGAGGGGCCAGGGUGGGGGAGGCAGAGCCCUCGGAGAUACUGCCACCAGCCCAGGACCACCCACAGCCUCCAGGACUGGAAGAGGCCUAGAAGGAGCCUCCCCUAGAGGCUUUGGAGGGAGCAUGGCCCUAUCUGUCAACAUCUGUCAACACCCUGGUUUCAGACUUGUAACCUCUGGAGGGUGAGAGGAUAGAGCUGUUUUUAGCCCCCAGUCUGGGUCACUCCGUGAUAGUGGCCCUGGACAGCUAACGGGCCUGGUUCUCUCAUUCCUAAACACAGAGCUGUCCUUACGAUAAAUACUGUGGGUUACUGUGAUCAUAUGUUGGAGGUUCGGCUAUCUUAGCCGCAGAAUAAACUGUGGGACGAAAAAGAUUGCAGCCGGGGCUAGCGGGGCCAUGGGUCCUGCCGGAGCAGGUAGCAGCCGGGGCGGAGCUGCCUGGGAUGCGUCACGUGUGCACCACCAGGGAGUAAAUGGGCUCUCGGUAGAGACGACCACCGGGGACCGGCAAGCAGCAGUGGGAGGAGGAGAAGAGUGUCCCGGGCCUGUAGAUCCGCAGAUGCAAGCGUUCUGGAAGAGGAGGGAGGUCCAAAAUAAAAGGCGGCCUCCGGCUCAUGUUCCCAGAAGGCAAGGCAGGGAGAGAAAGCUUGCCCGCCGGGCCGGCCAGGCUCCCCAGGACUGCAAGGCCAGCGUCGUGGGAUGAGGAGCACCUGCGGGAGACCCCAGGGUCCCUCGUCGCCUCCGGGAACAGCGAGGAGAGACGGAUGGAGCCACCUGUCAGGAGUGUGGUGUCUGGCUUCGGGAGAACUGCAGAAACGGUUUCUUUCCUAAGAGUCACCUCCUUUGUUAGAAUUGCCCAGAAGGGCAGCAGCAGCGGCAGCGCUUCCGGAGAUCAAAGGGUCUGUAUCCCCCAGUGACAGUAUGAGCGGUUUAGGAAUCCCUUGUCACCUCGGAGACAUGGCAGCUGAGGCCAUGGUUCUCACAACCUGGGGCUGGUGAGCGCUGCCAGGGAGAGCCUGGCUGGCGGCGGGCACGGGCAGGGCACCAGGAGGGGGCCUGGGGCAGAGAGUGGAGCCCGUGGCCGGGCUAGGGAUAGGUGGGCCGGUCCCAGAGUCUCAGGGUUUGUGUCCGAAUCGGAGGAAGGGUAAGCAGCGGACAAAGUGCAGGAGCCACGGACGGGGUGUCCAGACCUGUUCUCAGAUGCAGUGAUAGGAGGGUCUGCCCCCGGGAGCAUUGACUCACCCCCGAUCUUACAAGCAUGACAGUCUAAGGCUGGCCCCCGGCAGUGACAAGCCAGCAUGGUGACAGGGGACAGUCAGCUCAGAUCUUCACGUCUGCUUCACUUCUGCUCUCCUCCCAAAGCACAGCUCAUUACGGCCUCAUUUUUCUUCUCUUACUUGGAAAAUGUUAUUACUCAUGCUAAUUCUAAAAUGGGUAGAUUUGAGUUAUGGAAAGAAAUCCUUCUAAAUUAAAAUUCUCUAUGACAAAGAUCUCUGCGUCUCGGUGACCAUCUACUUCAAGUGAUGCUUCGGAUGUCAAAAUGCCUCUACAAAGUAGGUUCGGGCACCGUUCACUGGGACUUAUUAAAUACCCAUAUCAAGCAAAGUCAGCAAACGUGUGCUUAGUGGCAAUUACAGUUAUAGAGAAAUAAAAAAUUUAAAACAAUAUGGACAUACAUGAUUAUAUGGAAUCAAAAACCACAAUGUUAUAAAAACCAAGUAACCAGAAUACACCAAGACAGAAAGAGUCUGUAGAAUACUGGGACCAUGGCAGGGCAGUAAGGGACCAUCUAGAGUCAUGGCUGACAUUUUCUAGCUCUGUGUUGUUGACCAAAAUGUCUAAGUGGUGGAGCCUCUAUUUUCUUAUCUAUAAAAUGGGGAUGGUCCUUCCUCACAUGUGGUUAUAAUGAGGUCACUCAGCACCGAGCUUGGCACAUGUGAACAAUAAUAAAUGGUGAAUAAUAAUAAUGUGGUAACAGUAAGUAUUUUUGUAAUAAAUGACAGAGGUGUGAAAAAUACAUAAAAGAUUCUUACAAAUGUCCAAGCAUAUAAGACUCUAAAAAAUGGCCAAAAGAGUUUACAGUUCACAGAAGUUGAAACUAAAGUUAACGAAUGAAUUCAGUGACUAUUCUCUACCACUAAACUCACUGGCAGUGAAGCACAAAGUAAUACAAAUAUGUAACGUCACUGUAACAACAGAGACGCUGUUGUUAUAGGAAGGAAUGGGUAAGUUGGAAUAUCCAGGAAUUCCUGAUGGAAGUACCAAUUGGUCUGAUUAUUUUGGAAAGGAAUUUGGAAGAGUUACCAUGAAGAGUCACAACAUUCUACACACUGACCCCAUAAUUCUGGUCCAGAGAGUGGAAUAAUACAAAUUAAGAGAAAGCUAUAUCUAUAAUGAGGCAUAAAGGUAGAAUUAAAAGAGUUUUAAAAAUCCACAAUAAUAUAGUAACAGUUACUUUGUCGCAGAAUACUAUAACUCUAUAACAUAUUACAUGGUGAUUAAAAAUGACAGAGUGUAUACAAAAUACAGUGUCUAUAAAAUAAUGUCAGGUAGAAUACGAAAUAUUGAAGUAUUGCAAAUAUUUUUAAAGUAACAUAAAUAUAUAUGAUACACAUGAAAGGAAGCUAUAAAGAAAUGUAAUUCAUUUUAUGUUGAUAAAAAGAUUUGGAUAUACUUACAUUGUUUUAUUAAUAUAUUUAUAUAAUCUUAAUUUCUCCAUAGUACCUGUUAUAAAUCCAUAGUUCUUCAUGAUUCACUUUUUAUUGACCAGGUAUUGGGUACAAAGAUCCCGAUUCAGGAAUUCAGGUAGGACACAAGGGAGCUAUGUUCUCUUUGGGGCAUUUCCUGACUCAAUUUAGCAAUAUCGUCUGAGCAUGUGGAUGUGUCUUUCUAAGGAAAGCUUUAUUCCUCAAGAUUUGCUUUUAGAUCUGUAAAGAACUUCUCAAACUCAACACCCAAAAAACAAGUA